GAGGAAGGAGGUGGGGGAAGACGGAUGGGCGGGAAAAUAAAAGACAGCUCGAUCACUGAGUGAGUAAGUGAGUGUGUGUGUGAAUGAGGACAGCCCAGUGCCUGUAGAGAAUGGCAAAGGGAGAAGGUGGUGAGACGUGUGGCGUUACAGCGACUUUCUUGCAGCCUAAGGCGGUCUCGGUGGACGAGCGGAGACUCAAACAGAGGGAAGUGAGAACGAAUCUAUCGGUAUGCAAUAAGCUUUGUUAUGCUAUUGGUGGAGCACCCUACCAGAUAACCGGAUGUGCCAUUGGAUUCUUCCUACAAAUUUACCUGUUGGAUGUAGCACAGCUUCAUCCUUCAUCUGCAUCUUUGAUCCUCUUCAUUGGCCGUGCCUGGGAUGCCAUCACUGAUCCAUCUGUGGGUUUUCUCAUAAGCAGAAGUAAAUGGACAAGGUUUGGGAGGCUAUUGCCAUGGAUAGUUUGCUCUUCACCUUUCGCAGUUGCCUCUUACUUUCUCCUGUGGUACGUACCAGAUGGAAAUGUGUCCGAGACUGGAAAAAUCCUUUGGUACUUGGUUUUCUACUGUUUGUUCCAAACACUGCAAACAUGUUUCCAUGUACCCUACUCUGCACUCACAAUGUUUAUAAGCACAGAUCAAAAGGAGAGGGAUUCCGCAACAGCAUAUCGUAUGACUGUGGAGGUGUUGGGAACAGUAUUAGGAACAGCAAUACAAGGCCAGAUUGUGGGUGGUGCUGAUGCCCCAUGUAUUCAUGAAAAUGUAUUCGUUAAUGAUUCAGUAUCCACAAUUGAAGUCAACACUACGCAGUACAGUGUCAACACAUCCAUCAGUCAGCUGAAAAGUGCCUACAUGAUGGCAGCGGGAGUCAUUGGUGCAGUGUAUAUUCUGUGCACCAUCAUUCUGUUUGCUGGAGUCCAGGAGAGAGAUGAGCCAUGUAACAGAAAAGCACAGAAGUCCUAUUCCUUUGGGAAAGGACUGAAACUCGUAAUGAGUCAUGGACCUUAUGUGAAGUUGAUCAUUGGCUUCCUGUUCACAUCAUUGGCAUUUAUGCUGCUGGAAGGGAAUUAUGCCCUGUACUGCUCCUACACACUUGGUUUUCCCAAUGACUUCCAGAAUAUCCUGCUGGUUAUCAUGCUUUCAGCAACGUUGACUAUCCCUUUCUGGCAAUGGUUUUUGACCAGAUUUGGCAAAAAAACAGCUGUGUAUGUCGGCAUUUCGUCAGCUGUCCCGUUCCUUAUCCUGAAUGUUCUGGUACAGAACAAUUUAGCUGUGGCUUAUGUUGCCUCAUUUGCCUCUGGGAUGAGUGUUGCUGCUGCUUUCCUGUUGCCAUGGUCCAUGCUACCUGAUGUAAUUGAUGAUUUCAAGCUGAAGAAUCCAGACUCAGUGGGGCAUGAAGCAAUAUUUUACUCCUUCUACGUCUUCUUCACCAAAUUUGCAUCUGGAGUGUCCCUCGGAAUCUCAACAUUGAGCCUCGAUUUUGCAGGUUAUGUGACCCGGGGAUGUGUUCAGCCCAAUGCAGUGCAUCUAACUCUGAAGAUGUUGGUGGCCCCCGCCCCGAUUUUCCUCAUUAUACUUGGACUGAUUAUUUUUAAAUUAUACCCAAUUGAUGAGGAGGUUAGAAUGAAGAACAGGAAAGCACUUGAAGAUUUACGAGAUAAUGGUCAAGACACAGAAACAGAUUCAAGUGAACUCUGCAGCAUUGUAUAACCAACGGUCAAAUGGUUAUGCACUUAGUUUUCAAACUGAGACUUGUGUACAGUGUAUAUUACUUUUAAAAUGUGAAUGUAACUUAACAUUCAAGCAAGACUAAAGUAACUUCAAGCUAACUACCUACUGUUGUAUACCAUGUUUACAGUCUACUCCUGCUGAUUACAGGAUUUGUACAAUGUACAUAUGUAUAUACUAAUUUAGAAUGAAAAGCUGUACAGAUAGCUUAGUAUAUUUUAUAUAGAAAUCCUC
Molecule: messenger RNA, 1958 nt
Organism: Hemiscyllium ocellatum (epaulette shark)
Lineage: Eukaryota; Metazoa; Chordata; Chondrichthyes; Orectolobiformes; Hemiscylliidae
Gene: mfsd2ab
Product: MFSD2 lysolipid transporter A, lysophospholipid b
Exons: 14
Coding region: 111-1706 (531 amino acids)
Biological process (GO): carbohydrate transport
Cellular component (GO): membrane
Molecular function (GO): lysophospholipid:sodium symporter activity
Source: RefSeq, a predicted model, not a curated record